Pygocentrus nattereri (red-bellied piranha) is the source of this 1467-nucleotide messenger RNA. RefSeq names its product GTPase IMAP family member 7-like. The coding region runs from base 156 to 1136 and encodes 326 amino acids. The transcript has 4 exons. The record is from RefSeq and is a predicted model, not a curated record. Lineage: Eukaryota; Metazoa; Chordata; Actinopteri; Characiformes; Serrasalmidae. Gene Ontology annotation, molecular function: GTP binding.
UUUCCGUGCACUAUAUUCAAGCUCUACCAGAAGAACUUAUCUCACUAGAGCUCUUAAUUUUUCCGCUCACAUAUACAGUACAUUCAGUUAUACAGCUGAACUCAAUAUCAGACAUUCAGUAUCACAACCAAAAGAAGAUCUAGAGCUGCUGGACAAUGAGCAUGAGAAUGGGGGACUAUAUGCCUUUGCUUGGCAAUCAAUUCAGUGAAACAUCAUCUGCCUCUUCAGCAGUCUUGGAAGGAGAAGAUGAAAUUGAGAUUGCUCUUCGCCACAUUAAUAUGAAUUGGGUUUCUAAUCUGACACUUGUGCUGGUGGGUAAGACUGGUGAUGGAAAAAGUGCAACAGGAAACACCAUCCUGGGCAGAACAACGUUUACAUCACAGUCCUCUGCUGGAUGUGUGACCAAAGAAACUGAAAGAGUUGAUGGGUUAGUGGAGGGUAGAAAGACUACAGUCAUUGACACUCCUGGGCUUUUUGAUGAGAACAUGGAUGAAAAAUUACUGAAGAAGCAAAUGAAAAUGUGUCUUGAGAUCAUCCCAAAACCAUACGGACUUCAUGCCAUUCUGCUUGUAGUCAGUCUUGCAGGGAGGUUCACUCAAGAAGACAAAAAGGCUGUGAUGUGGAUCCAGAAGAACUUUGGAGAAGAAUCUCUGAAAUACACCAUCAUUCUGUUCACUCAUGCCGAUCAGCUAAAGGGGACAAAGCUGAAAGAUUACAUACAGGGUUCACGAGCCCUUACAGAUGUGAUUAGAAGCUGUGGUGGCAGAUAUCAUGCGGUAAACAACACAAACAUGAGAGAUCGUACGCAGGUUACAGGGCUGCUGAAGAUCAUAGAUAAAAUGGUGCAGGACAAUGGAGGACGCCAGUACACCAAUGAAAUAUUUAGCGGAGCCCAGAAAAAGAUGGAACGGCGUAAAAAGAUAGAAACGGCAAAGAAUGUAGCUCUAACAGUGGCAUCUGGAGUAGGAACAGCAGGAGCUGUCGCUGGUGGGGUAGUGCUGGGUGCAACAGAACUGGUGUUACUCCCAGCUGUGGCAAUAACAGCAGGUAGUUUAAUGGCUUUGGGAUCAGGCAUCGGCAUGGCAGUGAAGAAGUUUAGGAGUAAUGAUGAAAAUGAAGCAAAAAAAAGUUCAUAAAUUAGUAAGACUCAAAUUAGAGCACAAUUGGCCUUGUUCUCUGGGUGGAUAGGAUAGGAUUGAUUACCAACAUAAUUAAAAUACUCAAUGAUCACAUGUAACUGCACAUGUCAGCUGAGUUCUGUAUUUAUGCACCAUUAUAUUGCUUACAUUGGCUACUGUUAUUAAGCUGUAUUUCUUAGGGAAAGUGAUUUAGAGAAAUGUAACACAGUGAGUGUGUGGAGACAAAGCAAACAUUUCAGAUCAAUAAGACGAAUUUACUGUACUUUUUUUCUGUCUUAUUAUUAUUAUUAUUAUUAUUAUUAUUAUUAUUUUUCCUUUUCUUUCUAUU